CCUUUUGUCGUCAUUAAGAUUUUCGAAUACUGUUCGGUGAGUUGCGGAGGUUGUCGUGUCCUUCAUUUGACAUUGUCUACUAUCGAUCGAUAGAAGAACUGAUUCUCCGCAUUAAGUUUCUCACGUAAUCCUUUCGUCGAUUUCACUACUGUCCAGUAUUGUAUAAAGCCGAUUACAGUGUCGUAGACACUUCAACAUUAGCAAAUGUGUCUUUCUAUUUUUACUCACAAGGAAGGUUUGCACAAAUAGUUAUAAAUAACAUUUGAAUAACUUUUUUUUAUGUUAGAUUAAAACGUUUUAUAGCAUAUCGAGAGAGAAUGACAAAAAUUAAAGUUUUUGUGACUAGGAGAAUACCGAAACCUGGACUUGAUAUAUUACUACAGGAUUGUGAUGUACAGUUCUGGGACAGCGAUGAAGCCAUUCCGCAUGAGGAACUUCUCAAGAAAGUCAAAGGUGUAGGAGCUUUGCUGUGCAUGCUGACUGAUAAAAUUGAUGAAGAAGUACUAGCAAAAGGAGGCGAAAACCUGCGUAUUGUGUCGACCAUGUCAGUAGGUUAUGAGCACAUUGAUCUUGAAGCUUGUAAAAGUAGAGGGAUAGCUGUAACGAAUACACCAAAUGUGUCGACUGAUAGUGUGUCAGAACUGACGGUGUCUCUUCUUCUGCUGGUCGCCAGAAGACUAUAUGAAGGAAUACGUGCUGUACAUGGAGGAGAAUGGGGUAAAUGGAAACCUAUGUGGCUAUGUGGAGUAGAAUUAACAAACAAAACAGUUGGAAUCCUCGGACUUGGUCGUAUAGGAUACGGGGUGGCUAAACGACUGAAACCUUUCGGAAUUGAGAGAAUUAUUUACCAUGAUGUCUGCAGAGUCAGUUACGCUGACGAUAUUGGUGCUUCAUAUGUAGAUUUUUCCACUUUGUUGAAUGAUUCUGACGUCAUUUGUAUCUGUUGUAACUUAACUCCACAAACCAAGCACAAGUUCAAUACGAAGGCUUUCGAAAAGAUGAAGAAUAGUGCAGUUUUGGUUAAUUCUGGGAGAGGCGGAGUAAUUCAACAUGAUGAUCUAUAUGAAGCAUUACGUACAAACUCUAUUGCUGCUGCCGGAUUGGAUGUUACUGAACCGGAACCACUUCCUAAAGAUCAUCCGUUAUUGACAUUAAACAACUGUAUUGUUCUUCCACAUAUGGGUAGUAAUACGUGGGAAUCAAGAAACAGUAUGUCGGAAAUUGCUGCAAAUAACAUUAUGGCUGUUUUAAAAGGUACAACUGCAGUAGGUGAAGUUAUUCCUCCGCGAAAGAACGGUCUAUAAUAGAAAAUGUACUACAUGAACCACAUUGUUAUUUAUAACGUUAUUUGUCUCCGAUUGUCGUAUUUGUAAUCGAUUCAGAAAAUACUUGUGUACCUAUAUUAUACAUUUUAUCAAUUCCAUCAGCGUAUUUUACAGACCGGGUAUGUGGUUGAUGUUGUCAGUUACUUUGCAUUUUCAAAAGAGUUCACCAAGACGUUAUUUCCAUCUAAUGACAUGACGUUAUUUCCAUCCAAUGACGUCACGUUAUUUUAAGGUGGAUCAUUGAUAUAUAUUUUCUCAGAGAGGAUUUUCUUAUACAUUGCCAAAAUGUAGAUUUUGCCAUGCAUUUUUCAAAAAUAUAAUAAAAGUUAUGGGUCACCGUGUUAUAUUUCAAGCUACAAAUCAUGCAAAACUGGCCAAAUUUGUAUAGAUUAUUCAUGAAAAAACACUUUUUUGUGAAUAAAAAGAAAUCUAUGAGAUUGAAUUUUGAAAUAAAAUAUGAGAAGAUAGGU
Mytilus californianus (California mussel) is the source of this 1795-nucleotide messenger RNA. Its product is annotated as glyoxylate reductase/hydroxypyruvate reductase-like. The coding region runs from base 318 to 1304 and encodes 328 amino acids. The record is from RefSeq and is a predicted model, not a curated record. Gene Ontology annotation, molecular function: glyoxylate reductase (NADPH) activity; hydroxypyruvate reductase (NADH) activity; hydroxypyruvate reductase [NAD(P)H] activity. Lineage: Eukaryota; Metazoa; Mollusca; Bivalvia; Mytilida; Mytilidae. The transcript is spliced from 3 exons. Gene Ontology annotation, cellular component: cytosol.